AUGGAGACUCGAACAAAAAUUCAUGCAGAUUUAAAUGGUAAAUCUUUUGAUCAAAAGAAAUAUCGCAGUAUGAUAGGGUCGCUCAUGUAUUUGACUGGCAGUCAACCAGAUAAUAUGUUUUCCACAUGUAUGUGUGCAAGGUAUCAGGCCAAUCCCAAAGAAAGUCAUUUUCAGGCCGUCAAACGGAUUUUCCGUUACCUUAAAGGCACUGUGAACCUUGGUUUAUGGUAUCCGAAGGAUACAGGCUUUCAAUUAGUUGCAUACUCGGAUGUUGACCAUGCUGGCUGUAAGUUGGACCGAAAGAGUACUUCGGGAAGUGUACAGUUUUUAGGGGAUAGGUUAGUAAGUUGGUCCUCAAAGAAGCAGAAUUGUGUAUCUGCAUCUACUGCAGAAGCUGAAUAUGUUGAUGCAGCUAGCUGUUGUUCACAAGUUCUUUGGAUGAAGGCACAAUUAACUAACUAUGGAUUUCAGUUUGAAAGAAUUCCCAUCUACUGUUCCGUAUUGCUAUAUCCUACAAUCCGGUUCAGCAUACAAAAACCAAGCACAUAG
Messenger RNA from Erigeron canadensis, 549 nucleotides. RefSeq lists its product as uncharacterized. The transcript has a single exon. Lineage: Eukaryota; Viridiplantae; Streptophyta; Magnoliopsida; Asterales; Asteraceae. Bases 1 to 549 code for a protein of 182 amino acids. The record is from RefSeq and is a predicted model, not a curated record.